Messenger RNA from Diprion similis, 1772 nucleotides. It is a transcript of the gene Wwox, whose product is annotated as WW domain-containing oxidoreductase. The record is from RefSeq and is a predicted model, not a curated record. Bases 36 to 1301 code for a protein of 421 amino acids. The transcript has 7 exons. Lineage: Eukaryota; Metazoa; Arthropoda; Insecta; Hymenoptera; Diprionidae. Gene Ontology annotation, molecular function: protein binding.
CUUCCCUUCUAUCAGAUUGAGGUUAUAAUUUCAAGAUGGUGGGUGUUAUGUCGGAUUCGGAUAGCGAAGACGAGUUACCACCGGGUUGGGAGGAACGAGCUACGUUAGAUGGCAACGUUUACUACGUAAAUCACUAUACCAAGGGAACCCAAUGGAUGCAUCCUCGUACUGGACGUAAAAAAGUUGUAGAAGGAGAACUACCACCUGGUUGGGAAAAAUGUAUUUCUGAAAACGGUAAAGUUCUAUUUGUUGAUCACGUCAAUCGCACAACUACAUACACAGAUCCACGCUUAGCCUUUGCCACGGAGUACAGAGAGAUGUCACAGCCAAUUCGACAGAGGUUUGAUGCCAGUAGCACAGCACUGUCUGUACUACAUGGCAGAGAUCUUAAAGGCAAAGUGGCAGUGAUUACUGGCGCUAAUUGUGGCAUAGGUUUUGAAACUGCCAAGUCCUUGGCUUUACAUGGCUGCAAAGUAAUCCUAGCCUGCCGAAACCCGGAUAGAGGCCAAGAAGCUGUAAACAAAAUAAUAAAGGCAAAGGAAAAUGUUGAGUGUGAAUUACUACACUUGGAUCUAAAUAAUCUAGAAAAUGUUACCGAAGCUGCCUCCAAACUCAAGCUUGAAUACACAAAGAUUGAUAUACUCAUAUUGAAUGCUGGAGUCUUUGGAAUGCCACACUUAAUAACUGUAAAUGGUUAUGAAUCAACGUUUCAAACAAAUCAUCUGGCACAAUUUUAUUUCACAAUGUUACUGGAGCCCCUCAUACACAAUACGGAUAAUGCUAGAAUUGUUGUUUUAUCAAGUGAAUCGCACAGAUUCUCUUUUAUAAAAUCUCCAGAUGAUAUUCAUCCCUCAGUCUUGUCACCACCAGCAAGUAGCUAUUGGGCAAUGGGGGCGUACAAUAACUCAAAGCUCUGUAACGUUUUAUUCGCUGUAGAAUUAGCCAAACGGUGGCCGUUAGUUGCUGUGUUUUGUUUACACCCUGGAAAUAUGGUGUCUACAGAUAUAUCUAGACACUGGUGGCCUUGGAGAUUAUUGUUCGCUUUGGCACGCCCAUUCACAAAAUCAUUGCAACAAGCCGCUAGCACGUCUGUAUUUUGUGCAACUGCACCAGAACUUGAAGGAGCAACAGGUAUUUAUUUCAACAAUUGCUAUCGGUGUGAUCCUUCUGCUGCUGCUCAAGAUUCAGCAUUAGCUGAAAAACUAUGGAGCCUCAGUGAAGAGAUGUUACUCAACGUUCUUGGUAAAGAGAAGCUGGGUUAUCGCCUGGCAGAUAAUGAAAAAUACAAUUUGACUGCCUGAACAAAUUUCAUUGACAGAUUCUUCGUAUCCUUAUUAUAUGAAUAUUUGUUUCAUGCUUUGAUAUUUCUAUUAAUUUUAUACCACAACGACAACGACAUUAAUCCAAUGAAAAUAAUAUAUAAUUCUACUGUACAUGAUGUUUUUAUUUAAGGAACUAUAAAUACAUGGGUUAUUAAUUUUGGUAAAAUUCUUUCAAAUAAUCGGCUUUUGGUUUCAAUAUUGCCUUGUCCUUGAGGACGACGACCCAGCCUGGCUCGAGUCCAUAGAAUAUUUGACGAGGGUCUUUACGUUCAGACAGCAUUUCAUAUUGAGGAUCUUCCUCAAUUUUCGGAAGAUUAUAGCCGUACUUUUGCGCUAGCACCAAGCGCUCGUGAGAUAUUUUUUCUGGGUCUGCUAAAUAUCCACGAGAUGCUGCGCUUGAAUAAUACUCCAAGCAAUCCAUGGGGGGCAACAUUCUUCUUGGAAUAGCUU